This is a messenger RNA of Prunus armeniaca (apricot), 2139 nucleotides long. Lineage: Eukaryota; Viridiplantae; Streptophyta; Magnoliopsida; Rosales; Rosaceae. The record is from the annotation of a GenBank genome assembly.
AUGUUCACUACUGAUGCCGAAGUAGUUAAUACAGGUCUUGUCGAAUGGGUUAUUCCAUCUUUAGUCACUGUGGGGGACAACAUGCUUCUCACUUCUAUUCCCUCCCAGGAGGAAAUUUUUGGUGUUGUUAAAUCUAUGGUUUCUUUGAGUUCUCCGGGUCCUGAUGGCUUUGGAUUGGUGAUGCCUCAUUUUAACUAUAAUCUUCUUAUAUUGAUUCCAAAAGUUCCUGGUGCUGAUACGGGUGUUCGACAAGGUGACCCUCUUUCCCCUAUUCUUUUUUGUUUAUCACAAGAGGUUUUCAGUCGUGGAAUUUCUUCUUUAAUAGAAUCUGGAGCUAUGCGUCGGGUUAAUGCUCCACGAGGUGUUAUGCCUCAUAGCGAUGUUCUUUUUGCAAAUGAUAUAGUGGUCUUCAUUCAAGGCACUACAAAGAAUCUUCGGGUUUUGAUGCGGUUUAUGGUUGAGUAUGGAUUAAACUCGGGUCAGUUUAUCAAUAAAUCAAAAUCUUUCGCCUUCUUGGGUCAUUACACGCGGCCUCGGCAAGCAAGCAUUCUUUGUACUCUUGGAAUUGGUGUUGGUUCCUUUCCAUUCACUUACUUGGGUGUUCCCAUUUUCCAAGGGCGAUUGCAAUUAAUUUCGUCAGUCAUCCAAAGUCUUCUGAUAUAUAGCUUCCAAGUUUAUGAAUGGCCCUCCUCCUUGUUGACAAAAGUUCAAAGUUGGAUUCGAAAUUUCUUUUGGUCUGGAGACCCGAAUUCUCGUGGUGCUCCUCUUGUGGCAUGGAAAUCUUGUUGUCUUCCUAAAGACCAUGGUGGUUUGGUUGUUUUUAUUCGAGCUCGUUUCCUUGCGAAAGGUUCUUUUACUCCUCAAAUUUACCGAAAAUCAUCUAUUUGGUUGGGCCUUAAGAAGUUGUUGCCUCAAGUCCUGGAGAAUUCUCAAUGGGUAAUUGGUAAUGGUUCUCAAAUAGAUUUUUGGACUGAUAAUUGGAUGGGUGAUUCUUUGAUGCAUUUGUUAGGCAUUUGUCCCUCAAUUGCUUUCUCUUUUCAUGCUAAAGUUGCUGAUUUUAUUAAUAACUGUCGUUGGGAUUUGCUUGUGAAUUUUGUAAGGGCUUUUCCUCAUUUGGCAGCUUCUAUUGAGGCUAUUGUUUUGCCUAUUGAGCCGAGUGCUGAUCAUCUUAUUUGGAUUGGUGCUAUGUCUGGUAUUUUAUCAGCCAAAGAAGCAUAUUUGUGGCUUUCUUCUCAUAAUGCCCCCGUGCCUUGGAGUACGGUAAUUUGGGAUAAAGCUCUUCAGGCUAGGAAAAGCUUGGUGGUUUGGAAAGCUUUACAGAGUCGGCUUCUUACGGAUGAAUUUCUCCAAAAGCAUGGUGUGUCCCUAGCUUCUUGUUGUUCUUUUUGUUAUCAUUAUGGUGAAACUGUUAACCACCUUUUUCUUACUUGUCCGUUUGUCAUGGCCUUGUGGAAAUGGUUGCUCCAGCUUUUUAACAAGUCUUCAUGCACUGUAGAUUCAAUGGAUAAUCUUUUUGUUGGUCCUUUUGUGGAGUCCUUUUCGCCCUCUUCCCGCAAACUAUGGUUAUUGGUAGCAUGCAAUUUGGUGUGGGGUAUUUGGCAUCUAAGAAAUCAUAUUCGUUUUGAUCACUUGGUUGUUUGCCUGGAUUAUGCCCAACAAUGGUUCCUUUCUCGUUUUAAGGAAUCUGCGAAUGCUUGCUUUGUCUCUGGUCAUUCUCCUUCAUCUCUACUGAUAUUCCAACUUUUGGGCACAGGCUUUGGGGGUGUUUUCCGAAAUAGUGAGGGCAAGGCUCUUGGUGUUUUUGCUUCUAAUCAAGACCAACCUAGCUCAACUGCAGCUGAAGUUCUUGCUUUUCUUGAGGCUAUCAGAGUUGCUUGGGUGAGAGAUUGGAAGCAUCUUUGGCUCAAGAUAGACUCUUCUUUGGUGGUUCAUUUUUUCUCCUCUACAUCUUAUUCCAUUCCUUGGUUUUUGCGUACGAAGUGGCAGAACUGUUUGUGGCACAUUAAACAGAUGAAUUUUGUUUGCACUCAUAUUUAUUGGGAAGGUAAUUGUGUCGCAGAUAUGUUAGCAAAUUUUGGUGCCGAUAACCGUGCCUAUUACUGGUGGGACUUCUUACCUUCGUGGGCUGCUACCACUUAG